AUGGCAGCAACAGUCAGUAUGGCAUCAAACUUGGAAGAAAACAUUCGCACUUUGGUACAGACAAAAGGCAUUCGCAUUAAUGAAUUUUUUCAUGAUUUUGACAAACUGCGAUCAGGAUAUAUUACAGCACCACAGUUUUUUCGCUGUCUUUGGCAAACCCUGUCACUGAAACUCAACGAAGAGGAAGAGCGUGAACUGUGCAGGAAAUAUGGCAUAUCACCUGAUGGAAGAAUCAAUUACAAGCAGUUUUGUCAUGCAAUUGAUGUGAACUUUGACCCCCAAAAUGUUUAUAUGCCACCUGAAAGUCAGAAGAAUGAGCCUUUAGAGUACCUCGGAACACUACGCACCAAACGCCCGCUCCCGGUGGACUCAGAAUCAAGACUUGUUGAAAUUCUGCGUCGUUUGCAGCAGUAUUGCAAAAUCAGGAGCAUAAAUUUGAAAUAUCAGUAUGAAGAUUUCGACAAACACCAUAAAGGAGUUAUAACUGAAAGUCAGUUCUAUAGAAAUUUUCCUGGUCCUGUGGACACCAGCGAUGAAGACAUGAAAGUUCUCGUAGAGAAAUACACUGACCCUAGCCAGCCAGGCUUUAUCAACUACCUGAAUCUCCACAAUGACAUUUUAGCUGUUCAUAGGUUUGUGGCGAAGGAGAAGGAACCAGAAACAGCUUUGAAAGAGAGAAAUACUGACUUUGUGCCCUUGUUUCCAUCACAUGAACCAGCCCUGUCAGAGAUAUUCCAGAAAAUUAGUAUCGCAGUAUUCAAACACGGCAUCCGCAUGGUUGAUUUUUUCAAAGACCAUGACAAACUCAGGAGUGGCGUGAUUACAGAAAGCCAGUUUAUCUGUGGUCUGAGUUUAGCUUGCGGGAAAGAAGCACAAAUACAACGACCUGAAAUACAAAAGGUGGUCGAGUAUUAUCGUCUUCCCGAUGGCAGAGUUCAGUACAAGGAGUUCUGUGAUGCCAUGGAAAAUGCAUUUAAUAUUCCUCAUUUGGAAAAGAAACCAACAGAGAGUGCUCAGAGACCUGGAAAGGGGACUUUGUUUCGAGGUUUGAAGCCACUAAAUGAGAAAGAAGAGGAGAGAAUAAAGAAAGUUCUGGACACUAUAGCAGACAAAGUUUCAAAGGAAAGAAUCAUGGUGUAUCAGUAUUUCAAGGAUUUUGACAGAUCAAAAGCGUACACAAGAGUUGUAACACCAUCGCAGUUUUGCCGCAUCCUUCACUUUCUAGGGCUCAACAUAAACAAUGAGGAUUUGAGGCUAGUUCUGAACAAAUUCCAGGAUCCAACAACUGGUGAUGUCAACUAUCCUGCCUUCGUCCAGGCUGUGGAUAAAGAAUUUGUUGGCCACACAAUGGAUGAUGUAGAUAAUCUGGAGACAGACGUGACAAAAGUGAAAGCAAAAACUGAAAAUGAUACCAAACAGGUUGAGAGUUCUCCAGUUUUGUUUGAAGAACUCAUGGCCAGGAUUCGCCACAUUGUACUUGUUAACAGACUUCGGGUGAUUGAGUACUUCCAGGACUAUGAUGCACUCAGAAGUGGAUCUAUUAGUAUUGGCCAGUUCAGAAGGGGUCUGGCUUUAAUGGGACUAAGCAAAAUUGGCCAUCAUGAUCUGAAUGAUACUCAGUUUGGCAUGCUCGUGGAGCAUUAUCGAAACCCUCAAAAACCUGACCAGAUCUUGUGGACUAAGUUCCAUGAUGACAUAGAAAGUGUGUUUACUCAGGAGAGACUGGAACACACCCCAACUGCUGUAGUGCCUCGUCAAGAACUAUUCUGUGUUCCUAAUCCCGGUACAAUUGACUGGAGCAACGCAUCCAAGGAACAUAUGGAUCUCUAUAAUGCAACCAUGGAUCGUAUGCGACACAGAGUGAAGAACAGACGCAUUCUUUGCAAGCCAGUUUUCCAGGAUUUUGACAGACACAAUAUAGGUCACAUAACCUGCUCUCAGUUUCAACAAUGUUUUAAAAUUCUGGAGAUUCCUGUCAAUGAGCAAGAACUGCAUGCCCUUGAAGCACUUUACAGUAAUGAUAUGGGUAUCAAUUAUCUGAAGUUCUUGGCAGACCUGGAGCCAUCAGAACCGAUACAACUGAUGUAUAUCAAACGCAUUGAGGAAUUAAGAAAGGUCAAUGCUAAAAAGACACUGCCGGAACAGAAACCUGUAACGGAUCUUGAUAGUGUGCUUCUGAAGAUCAAAACAAAAGUCUGUAAAGAGAGAAUUAGAAUUUAUGAAUUCAUGAAAGAUUAUGACAAGCUACGUUCAGGACGUAUGCUGAAAAAUCUAUUCAGGAGGGCGCUCAGUCUUGCUCGACUGGAUUUGCAAGAAUCAGAAAUUGCUAUUCUAGAAGACAGGUACCAGUCAGGUUUUGACGUUGACUGUGUAGAGUACCUGAACUUCUGUAAGGAGAUAGAGUCUAUAUUUACAAAGGACAAUCUGGAGAAGUUCCCCCAAGAAGAAGUCACACAGUUCAAACCAAAUGAAGAAUGGACCAUCAGUCAACUUAGUGAGCAAGACGAGGAUUGUGUCAGGAAGUGCAUGCUGUGCAUUGCUGAGAAGGUAUACAAAGAACGCAUCCAGCUGUUCCCAAUGUUUGAAGACUACGACAGUGUACACACUGGGGCAGUGUCCAAGUCUCAGUUCAGACGAGUCAUGUCAACUCUUGGCUUUGCUAAUGUGGCUAGUGACACAGAGUUUGAACUUCUGGGCAAGAAAUUUCAAGCACAAGUUGGAGGUCGUACAGAUGUAAACUACAUUGCUUUGUGCAAGAGUAUCUAUGAUUUAGCAGGAUUUGAAAACAGUAAACCAUAA
Messenger RNA from Candidula unifasciata, 2799 nucleotides. The record is from the annotation of a GenBank genome assembly. NCBI's taxonomy places the organism in Eukaryota, Metazoa, Mollusca, Gastropoda, Stylommatophora, Geomitridae.